Molecule: messenger RNA, 6273 nt
Organism: Oncorhynchus keta (chum salmon)
Lineage: Eukaryota; Metazoa; Chordata; Actinopteri; Salmoniformes; Salmonidae
Product: voltage-dependent T-type calcium channel subunit alpha-1I-like
Exons: 39
Coding region: 49-6273 (2074 amino acids)
Biological process (GO): membrane depolarization during action potential; calcium ion import; sodium ion transmembrane transport
Cellular component (GO): plasma membrane; neuron projection; voltage-gated calcium channel complex
Molecular function (GO): low voltage-gated calcium channel activity; voltage-gated sodium channel activity
Source: RefSeq, a predicted model, not a curated record
AUUAUCCUUAACCCUGGUGCCUCUACGUGGUUUGAGCGCUGCAGUAUAAUGGUGAUAUUACUCAACUGUGUGACCCUGGGCAUGUACCAACCCUGUGAGAACAUAGACUGCUCUUCAGACCGCUGUAAGGUACUACAGGCCUUCGAUGUGUUCAUCUAUGUCUUCUUUGCCGUGGAAAUGGUGGUGAAGAUGAUGGCCCUCGGAAUCUUUGGCCAUCGCUGUUACCUGGGUGACACGUGGAACCGUCUGGAUUUCUUCAUCGUCAUGGCAGGGAUGGUAGAAUACUCCUUGGACCUCCAGAACAUCAACCUCUCAGCCAUCAGGACAGUCAGGGUCCUCAGACCCCUCAAAGCCAUCAACAGAGUUCCAAGUAUGCGUAUCCUGGUGAAUCUCCUCCUGGACACUCUCCCCAUGCUUGGGAAUGUCCUGCUACUCUGUUUCUUCGUCUUCUUCAUCUUCGGCGUCAUUGGAGUGCAGCUGUGGGCGGGGCUACUGAGGAACCGCUGCUACCCCAAGGAAAACUUCACCCUUUCUAAGGACAUCUCCCUGCCUCGCCCUUACUACAUGGCAGACGAGGAUGAUGAGCGACCCUUCAUCUGCUCUCUCGCCCAGGACAACGGCAUCAUGGCGUGCACCGACGUCCCGGCCCGCCGAGAACUAGGACGUACCUGCUGCCUGGACAAGGACGAUGUGACACACAGACAGGGUUUGGGGCUGAGUCCUGAACCCCUGGUUAAUGGGUCAGUGAGUGGGCCUGGACUGUGUGUCAACUGGAACCAGUAUUACACACGCUGUCACACGGGCCACAGCAACCCACAUAAAGGAGCCAUCAACUUCGACAAUAUCGCCUACGCUUGGAUCGUCAUCUUUCAGGUGAUCACCCUGGAAGGCUGGGUAGAGAUCAUGUACUAUGUAAUGGAUGCUCACUCCUUCUACAACUUCAUCUACUUUAUACUGCUCAUCAUCAUUGGUUCUUUCUUCAUGAUCAACCUGUGCCUAGUGGUGAUCGCCACCCAGUUCAGUGAGACCAAGCAGCGGGAGCACCAGCUGAUGCAGGAGCAGAGAGCCCAGGCCCACUCUUCCUCUACUCUAGCCAGCAUGACUGAGCCCUCGGCAGGCUGCUAUGAGUCCGUCUUCCAGCUGGUCUGCCACGUCCUCCGCAAGGCCCGCAGGAGGUCCAUGGCGCUCUGUAACCGACUGUUGGGGAGGCCCAAGGAGGUGAAAGGAGCAGGGAGAAGAGGAGGAGGAGAGAAGACCAACGUGAAUGGAGGAGGAAGAGGAGUAGGUGGAGAGAGGAGAGGGCAGCACAGACAGGCGGUCCACUGUCCCCAUCACACCAAGCCGGACCACGCCUCCCCAGGAGACUCCAUCGCCCUCACCCUCUCCCCCUCCACCGACGGCUGCCCUCAUUGCACCAACGCCCUGUCAAUCAGCGACGGGGCGGGACCUGCCGACAGCCUGGCCAAUUUGGAGGUGGAGGAAGGAGCUUUGGAGAAGACGGAUGGGGAGGGCAGCAAAUGCGAUGCCGGGAAGGAGGAAGUGAAAGACGCGGCUCCCGCUAAGGUUUCUGGGGGAUGUAGGCGGGGGUGUGGGAAGCUGUGGGAGGAGACGAGGUUGAAGUUGUUGGGGAUCGUGGAGAGCAAGUACUUCAAUAGAGGAAUUAUGAUCGCUAUCCUCAUCAAUACCAUCAGUAUGGGCAUCGAACACCACAACCAGCCUGAGGAACUAACCAACGUGUUGGAGAUCUGUAACAUAGUAUUCACUAGUAUGUUUGCCAUGGAGAUGAUUCUGAAGAUAACAGCGUCCGGAUGUUUCAACUAUCUGAGAAACCCCUACAAUGUGUUCGACGGUGUCAUCGUCAUUAUCAGUGUGUGUGAGAUCAUCGGCCAGUCUGACGGAGGUCUGUCCAUAUUGAGGACCUUCAGACUCCUUCGUGUCCUGAAGCUAGUCAGGUUCAUGCCGGCGCUGCGCAGACAGCUUGUGGUCCUGAUGAAGACUAUGGACAAUGUGGCCACCUUCUGUAUGCUGUUGAUGCUGUUCAUCUUUAUAUUCAGUAUCUUGGGGAUGCAUAUUUUUGGCUGCAAGUUCAGCCUGAAGACAGAGGCAGGAGACACUGUUCCAGACAGGAAGAACUUUGACUCUCUACUCUGGGCCAUCGUCACUGUGUUUCAGAUCCUCACCCAGGAAGACUGGAACACGGUGCUGUAUAAUGGAAUGGCUGCCACCUCUCCUCUAGCUGCUCUGUACUUCGUAGCUCUUAUGACGUUUGGGAACUACGUCCUCUUCAACCUUCUGGUGGCCAUCUUGGUAGAGGGAUUUCAGGCUGAGGGAGAUGCUAAUCGCUCCUAUUCAGAGGAGGACAGUUCCCCCUCUAACUUUGACGAGAGUGAGAAGCUUAAUGAUUCUCUCAAACUGUCUGAUCCUAAGAUCUGCACUUUGACCCCUAACGGGCACCUGGAGUUGACCACGUUGACCCCGGUGAUGACCCCCAGGGGGUCGUACCCCACUGACAGGCUGACUUAUGCCCUGGGGUCACGGAAGAGCAGCGUUAUGAGUCUGGGCAAGGCCAACCUGGAGCAGAGGAGAUCAUUCUCUCUGCACCACGGCCGCAGUUCCCUGCACCACCAUUGGGGUCGCCCUCCCCCUCCUCAGAGUGCAUGGAACCGCAGGUCCAGCUGGAACAGCCUGGGUUGUCCCUCCCGGGGGGUAGGGGGGAUGGGAGCAGGUGUGGUGGGAGGAAGCCUCCGUGUCCGAAGCCCCCACUCCCACAUCCACUCCCUUUACCACUCAGCCGAACACGAGUUCCUCCUCUCCCCCGCUCUCCGCCUCCCCCCUCACCACGCUCCCCCUCUCCCCCUCCUCUCCCGACGCAAUGCCAUCCGGCACCGGGACCGCCGCGCUCUCUCCCUGGAGCUGCCAAACAUGCUCCAGGUCCCCGGGGGACCUCCGUCUCACCCCAACCCCAGGAUGAGGAGUGUUUCUGGGGGAGGGAGCAGUGGCAGUGGGGGUAUGGUAGUGGAGCACCAUGAUUGUAAUGGAAAGGCUCCUAGUCCUGUUAUGGGUCACCAGACUGCCCAACUCCUAACGGAGGUCUUCCCUCAGCUGAACCUCGCCAAGGACAGAUCGGACCUGGAUGAGGAGAUAGACUAUAGUCUGUGUUUCCGUAUCCAGAAGAUGAUGGAGGUGUACAGGCCUGACUGGUGUGAGAAAAGAGAGGACUGGUCUGUCUACCUCUUCUCACCACAGAACAAGUUCAGACUGCUAUGUCAGUCCAUUAUAGCCCACAAGCUCUUUGACUACGUGGUUUUAUCCUUCAUCUUUCUCAACUGUAUCACUGUAGCUCUGGAGAGACCCAAGAUACUGCAGAGCAGCUUGGAAAGACUUUUCCUCACCGUCUCCAACUAUGUCUUCACAGCCAUAUUUGUGGCUGAGAUGACCGUCAAGGUGGUCUCUAAGGGUCUGUACCUGGGUGAGAAGGCCUAUCUGAAAAGCAGCUGGAACGUUCUGGAUGGUUUCCUGGUCUUUGUGUCGUUGAUUGACAUUGUUGUGUCCAUGGCGGGCGGGGCUAAGAUCCUGGGGGUGCUGAGAGUGCUCAGGCUGCUCAGGACACUACGCCCUCUCAGGGUGAUCAGUAGAGCUCCAGGCCUGAAGCUUGUGGUAGAGACUCUCAUCACGUCUCUGAAGCCUAUAGGAAACAUCGUCCUCAUCUGCUGCGCUUUCUUUAUCAUCUUCGGCAUCCUCGGAGUGCAGCUGUUCAAGGGGAAGUUUUACUACUGCCUGGGUCUAGAGGUGAAGAACAUCACCAACAAGUCUGACUGUCUCCAGGCCAACUACAGAUGGGUUCACCACAAAUACAACUUUGAUAACCUGGGACAGGCUCUGAUGUCUCUGUUUGUGCUGGCAUCUAAAGACGGCUGGGUCAACAUCAUGUACCAUGGUCUGGAUGCUGUGGGCAUAGACCAACAGCCGUCUAUUAACAACAAUCCGUGGAUGCUCCUGUACUUCAUUUCCUUCCUCCUCAUCGUCAGUUUCUUCGUCCUCAACAUGUUUGUGGGCGUGGUGGUGGAGAACUUCCACAAGUGCAGACAGAACCAGGAAGUGGAGGAGGCCAAAAGGAGGGAGGAGAAACGACAGAGACGCAUGGAGAAGAAGAGGAGGAAGGCCCAGAAGCUACCCUACUAUACCAACUAUAGUCAUGGUCGUCUGAUGAUCCACACUCUGUGUACCAGCCACUACCUGGACCUCUUCAUCACCUUCAUCAUCUGUAUCAAUGUCAUUACUAUGUCCCUGGAGCACUACAGCCAACCACAGUCAUUGGAGACGAGUCUGAAGUAUUGUAACUAUUUCUUCACCACAACCUUUGUGGUGGAAUCUGUCCUCAAGCUCAUCGGCUUCGGGUUCCGACGCUUUUUCAAGGACAGGUGGAACCAGCUGGACCUGUCCAUAGUGUUGUUGUCAGUGAUGGGCAUCAUUCUGGAGGAGAUUGACUACAAUGCUUCUCUACCCAUCAACCCGACCAUCAUCAGAAUCAUGAGGGUGCUGCGGAUAGCACGAGUUCUCAAGCUAUUGAAGAUGGCUACAGGAAUGAGAGCUCUUCUAGAUACAGUGGUUCAGGCUCUACCUCAGGUGGGGAACCUGGGCCUGCUGUUUAUGUUGCUGUUCUUCAUCUACGCUGCUCUGGGGGUGGAACUGUUUGGAGAGCUGGUGUGUAAUGCUGACUACCCGUGUGAGGGCAUGAGUCGGCACGCCACCUUCGAGAACUUUGGCAUGGCCUUUCUCACCCUCUUCCAGGUCUCCACCGGAGACAACUGGAACGGCAUCAUGAAGGACACCCUGCGUGAGUGCCCUCCAGGACCCAGUGACUACCCGUGCCACGCUGGACUCCAGUUCAUCUCUCCCAUGUACUUUGUCUCUUUCGUCCUCACCGCCCAGUUCGUACUCAUCAACGUGGUGGUGGCUGUGCUCAUGAAGCACCUGGACGACUCAAACAAAGAGGCCCAGGAGGAUGCUGAGAUGGAUGCAGAGAUUGAGCUGGAGCUAGCCCAGGGACAACUCCAACUACCCACCUGCUGCAUGGGGGGGCUGGGCACUGGGCUGGUCGUGGCUGGAGCCUCUGGAGCGCCUGGUGGAGGUGGAGGGUUGGAAGGAGGAACCAGGCAGGGUCAGGGGGUAGGGCUGAUGACAGGGGCCGUAGUGGAUCACAGUGGAGUGACCCCUCCCCAUAGAGGAGGAGAAAGACACGAGGGACACAGACGGCAUCACAGGCGGAAGCUGUACUCACCUGCACAGGUUUGUGCACAGGAGAGUCAGUGGUUGGACAGUGUAUCUCUGCUGAUAAAGGACUCAUUUGAAGGAGAGAUGCUGAUGAUUGACAACCUCUCUGGAUCUGUCUUCCAUCACUACUCCUCUACCUCUUCUCCUGUCUGGAAGGACUACAAGGGGAAUCUGCAAGAGAUCCGAUUGGCUGAGGUGGAGCAGGCGUCUCUGAUGUCAGAGCAGUUUUCUGACAAGUCGUCAUCACUGGCCCUUCCUGAUGAUCUUAGUCUGGACGACCACAGUGACUACCAGCUCCUGGUCAGGGACGGCAAGGAGGAGAGAGGGAGCAGUGACUCCCACAGUUCUGAGGAAUUGAGGGGGAUUCAGGCUGGGUGUGGAGGGCGUUGGGGGCACGGAGGUACUCGACCCCACAGCAGAGGCCCUGAAGAUGGGGUAGGAUUCCUGCUAGAGGUGGGUGCCCAGCCCCAGUUCCAGAGCCAGUCUCUCCAGUUCCUCCACCACAACAGAGAUGGUGAUGGCCAUCACAGUGACCAGGUUGGCAGUGUCGGAUGUAGAGGUUCCUCCUCUCCUCUCUUCCAUCUCCCUGUGGAGUUCUUUCACCCCGCCACAGCCACAGCGGUCCCCCACCCAUCCACAGGACGGGGUAGACCCAGGGGGAGAGAGGCAUCCAGGCUGCCAUCCCCAGCCUCCUGGUCCUCUUUGCGCUCCCCAGGGGCCAAUAACAGUGUCCUAGACUCCCCAGGGGCCACCAGCAGAGUCCUAGACUCCCAAGGGGCCAAAAGCAAGGUCCUAGACUCCUCAGGGGCCAACAGUAGGAUCCUAGUUUCCCAGCACCUGUCCCACAGUGACUCGUCCUUGGCCACAGGCAGCUCCGAGGGAAGCCUCCAGACCACCCUGGAGGAAGGUCUCAGCUUUAGCGUCUCCCCCUCGAGGAGACUUGGGACUCUCCCCUGGCUCUGCCUCUCCUCUGCCCUCUCCCCUCCCUCACCUCGGUGA